Molecule: messenger RNA, 2254 nt
Organism: Marmota monax (woodchuck)
Lineage: Eukaryota; Metazoa; Chordata; Mammalia; Rodentia; Sciuridae
Gene: Gjb7
Product: gap junction protein beta 7
Exons: 4
Coding region: 396-1019 (207 amino acids)
Biological process (GO): cell communication
Cellular component (GO): connexin complex
Source: RefSeq, a predicted model, not a curated record
UUCCUGAGCUUAAAGCACUCCACUGUUCUCAGGGAAACAGUGUAAUUGAUUCAUGCUUUUUAAUAUCAAAUGAAUAACUGACUGGAUUGCUUCUAAAUCUCCACAUCUGUAUCAAAAGGUGAAGGGGAUAAAAGCAGGCAGGUGGAAAAGUGUGGAAGUAGGAUCUAAUAGAGAAUUUGAAAGAAGGAGAGCACAUCUGGAAUCCAGUAUACUCUGGAGAUGUUCAAGAUAAUGUAGAAGAAAUAGAAAAAUCUUCAUUCCCAGACCUUUGUUAUCUAGGUCUUUUUUUUUCAGAUUUAAUUUUGAACACCUUUAUUGUAAAAAAAUAUGGGUAAUGCAGAAAAUCAUGAAAUGAACCUUAUCCAUUGAGUCUUGCCUUUUUGUGAGCUUAAGUCAUGAGUUGGAUGUUCCUCAGAGACCUCCUAAGUGGAGUAAAUAAAUAUUCAACUGGGAUUGGGCGCAUCUGGCUAGCUGUUAUGUUCAUCCUUCGGUUGCUGGUCUACAUAGUGGCUGCAAAGCACGUGUGGAAGGAUGAGCAGAAAGAGUUUGAGUGCAACACUAGACAGCCUGGCUGUGGAAAUGUGUGCUUUGACUACUUCUUCCCCGUCUCCCAGGUCAGACUUUGGGCUUUACAGCUGAUCAUGGUCUCCACGCCCUCUCUCCUAGUAGUUCUACAUGUGGCCUAUUGUGAGGGGAGAGAAAAAAAGCAUGGAAAGAAACUCUAUGACAGCCCAGGCACCAUGGAUGGGGGCCUAUGGUACACCUAUUUGAUUAGCCUCAUUGUCAAAACUGGUUUUGAAAUUGGCUUCCUUGUUUUGUUUUAUAAGUUGUAUAGGGGCUUUAGUGUCCCCUACCUUAUGAAGUGCGAUUUGAAGCCUUGUCCCAACACUGUAGACUGCUUCAUCUCCAAACCCACUGAGAAAACCAUCUUCAUCUUCUUCUUGGUCUUUACCUCUUGUUUGUGCAUUGUGUUGAAUUUCACUGAACUGAGCUUUUUGGUUCUUAAGUGCUUUAUUUAAAGUGCUAUCUCCAAAAAAAUUCUAAAAAGUUCAGCUCCUCAGUGUUGAGUGCCACAACCUCAGAUAUGUCGAAUAUGGUGAAAUAGGGGACCCUCUUCUACUCCAGAAUCGUGAUGCAGGCUUGGGCAUAGGCACACCCCAGCAACCUGAAGCAAAGCUACUUUGCUGUACAUAAGAGAAUUAAAUAAAGAAAACAAGUAUCCCUACUAAACAAGACCUAAAGUAGCUUGGAAAACCAAGGGUGUUAGCCUUGAUAUUAUUUGAAAUUAAAGACUGUUUCAGUAUGCUCUCAGAUGUAAAUGCUACAUAGAGGACUCAUUAUUCUGUGGUAGGGAUCUCUUAUGUCUAUACACAAGUUGUUUUUCAGUUAGUUAAUUGCAAAUUAGUCUAGAGAAAUACAACCAAGAGCAUUCUUUCAAGAGUUUAGAUCAGAAAAGAAUCUCUAUAUUAGUUUUCUAUUUUUCUGUAACAACCUUACUACAAUUCAUGCAGAAUGAACUGAACAAUAAAAAUGUGUCCCUUUUGACAACUAUAGUGGCCUCCAAGCUGACAAGACACUGGUGAUCUCCAAUUGGCCGUCAAGGCUCCACUCACUUUUAUACUCAACCUUUAUAGAGAGGGACUGUACUGUAGCAGCUAUAUGGGGCACACAGAGGCACCCCCAAAGAGAAGAGAAAACCUGACCUGAGAAGGUCCAGAGUUCAGGAUUCAUCAGUUUAGGAGUCCUUGGAUAUAAGUGGGCCAGGGGAGAGGAGGAAAAGCCAUCAUUUAAGUGAUCUCUAAGUUAAGCACAAAUCCUACUGGAAGAUAACCUACUUAAGUCUUUAGUCAUGGGGGAAGGCAAGUACCACAGACAACAGAACACUGAUAGGGAGCAUGGGAAGUCACAGAAAAAGAAUACUCUCACUUGGUAAUCAUUUUACACUUUUCUUUAACCAUAAAACACUGAAAUACUUUGUAAAUUUCCAUACUGUUAGACCUUUUUAUACCAGAACAGUAUGAUGUAACUAUAAAUAUGACACAAUUUGCUUAUAGUAGCACAUCUCUAGGAUAAUAAAACCUAUGUACUAGGCUAUUACAGUGGAUCAAAUAAUGUAAGAAAGAAAAAUCACUAUCAUUUGUUUUUAAGACUAGAACUUUUUACUUUUCUAUUUUUAAAUCCAUAAUAUACUCUUUGAAUUUGAUACUUUAACAUAUGUGCAUUGCUCUAGAAUAAAAAUUGUUUUACAAUGUUA